GGGGGAGGAUUAAAGAGGCAAAAAAAAAAAAAAAAAAAACAUCCCUGUUAGCGGCCAGCAGCUCCAGCGGUAGGGUGUAGCUCCACGGAGAAGAGGAGGCUGUGCUCGGAUUAGGGGGUUGGGCUGCCUUGCUUGUCUGAAAACCCGCAGCCAGACCAGACGUCCAGCUUGUCGUCGGCAGCGCAGCGUUUGCUUUCCCCGCAGCAUCAGCAGCAGCAGCAGCAGCAGCAGCGGCGGAUCCUCCAGCAUCACCUGCUCCCAGAGCUCCAUCCUCUGGUCCAGCACUCACGGCGCUGCCGCAGCACAGAGCAGGCGGACAAACAAGGACAAACAGCUGGAAGAGCAGCUCCUCAGGGAAAUAAAGGGAUAUAAUAAAGGCUGAAGAUGGUGAAACUGGGGAGUAAUCUUCAGGACAAAGGGGCCAAAGCUGUGAGUGUCGAGGACGGCUUUCAGAAUGUGCCCCUCAUCACUCCUCUGGAUGUUGACAGCCUCCAGAGUCAAGACCCUGACAAGGUGGUGGUGAAAACUCGGACAGAGUACCAGACAGAGAAGAAGCGGCUGAAGGUUCCCAAGGUGGAGGAGUUUACUAUCAGCUUUACCGAUGGAGUUUCUGAGAGACUCAAGGUUACAAUUCUGAUCAUCCUGGCCUUGGCCUUCCUCGCCUGCAUCGUGUUCCUGGUGGUUUAUAAAGCUUUCACUUAUGACCACGCCUGCCCAGAUGGAUUCAUUUACAAGCACAAGCGUUGCAUCCCCGCAUCACUUGAGGCCUACUAUGCCGCUCAAGACGCCAAUUCGAGGGGUCGCUUCUACACAGUGAUCAGCCACUACAGUAUGGCCAAGCAGACCACCUCCCACUCUGUCUCCCCCUGGCUGCCCGGAGGGGCGGCGGGGCACGAAGCUAAACCUCCCAAUGGCGAGGGCCACUGAGUUCGCCGCGCGGUGUAAACAGAAACACAUGAACAUGAAGAUUUGACAAAGUGAAUGAAAAUUAAGGUAGAUCAGGAUGCAGAGACACACAGGCAAGUUGGUGAAUAUUUAGAGCUGUAGACAAAAGAAACACAACAAAUGUAGAGUAAAAUCAUGCAUGCGGACAUUGAGUCAGAGUAGAUUUUAGGUCAUCCUGGUCAUUGCAGCGACAGCGCUUGAACGGAAGGCAGCUGCACUUCUCGUGCUUCUUUGAAGAUAUUUACUUUCUCGUCCAAACGGACUGCUGGGAAGUUUAGCUGCCUUUCAUUUUAAGCUCUGUGGACAUGCGGACCCACAGGGACAUGAGCACAUGCUAAAACAUAAUCUGAAUAUGUUGUCUGCCCAUCUGUAUGCUCAUUUUCAGUAGGGGUUAACAUCAGCGGCUAGUUCAAGUUCAUACCCACACACAUGCUGCUCCCUCAUUACCCUUUUUACCCCUUCUUCUAAUUUAUUGCUCAUUGUUUCUUUUUUUUUACUGUAAUGUAUAAA
This is a messenger RNA of Fundulus heteroclitus (mummichog), 1455 nucleotides long. RefSeq names its product neuronal vesicle trafficking associated 2 (gene nsg2). Gene Ontology annotation, biological process: G protein-coupled dopamine receptor signaling pathway; endosomal transport; clathrin coat assembly. Gene Ontology annotation, molecular function: clathrin light chain binding. The transcript is spliced from 5 exons. Bases 385 to 927 code for a protein of 180 amino acids. Gene Ontology annotation, cellular component: membrane; endosome. The record is from RefSeq and is a predicted model, not a curated record. Lineage: Eukaryota; Metazoa; Chordata; Actinopteri; Cyprinodontiformes; Fundulidae.